This is a messenger RNA of Cheilinus undulatus (humphead wrasse), 1620 nucleotides long. It is a transcript of the gene ppm1la, whose product is annotated as protein phosphatase, Mg2+/Mn2+ dependent, 1La. Gene Ontology annotation, biological process: protein dephosphorylation. NCBI's taxonomy places the organism in Eukaryota, Metazoa, Chordata, Actinopteri, Labriformes, Labridae. Bases 526 to 1617 code for a protein of 363 amino acids. The record is from RefSeq and is a predicted model, not a curated record. Gene Ontology annotation, molecular function: cation binding; protein serine/threonine phosphatase activity. The transcript has 4 exons.
UCAAGAAUGGAGGCGUGUGUGAGAGAAAUGUAAGGUAAAUGCGGAGAAUGAAUACACCGAAUAUCUAAGAGAAGAAACGGGGUCACUAAAGGAGGAGAGAGGAGGACGCUGGGAAGUCAUAUCGUCGACUUUCACCCCCCCCCCUCCCUUGACUCCAAUGACUAUCUCCGGGGUGGGUCUAACCCAAAAAACCCGUCAGCUAACAAUGGGUUAUGGGAGCUCGGGUGGACUCGGAGAAUCCUCCUGCAGCUGUUCAGAGAGCCGAGGAUAGGACCGGAGACAUCGGACCGAGUCGAUGAGGGGGGGCCUGUCCGCUUUUGUGCUGCGUCUGACGGGCCGGUGUCUGGCAGCGAGCAUUUCACUGCGCAUAAAUGCGGUGAUAGAGAGAGAGAUAGGCCUUUAAAUGUUGAAAUUCGCUCUUUGUUGGACAUUAUGGUAGUGAAUCGAUUUCUUUCCAGUUCUGCUGAGUGGAUGGAGUGAGUAGCGCUAAAAGGGGGGAGACAGACUGCAGUUUGGUCGCGUGUGAUGAUAGGAGACACAAUGACGCUCUUGUCUCUUCUGGGUCGGAUCAUGCGUUAUUUUCUCCUCAGGCCUGAGACAUUGUUCCUGCUGUGCAUAAGCCUGGCACUGUGGAGCUAUUUCUUCCACACGGACGAGGUGAAAACCAUCGUCAAGUCCAGCCGGGACGCCGUGAAGAUGGUGAAGGGGAAAGUAGCGGAGAUAAUGCAGAAUGACCGGCUGGGAGGCCUGAACGUCCUGGAUGCAGAGUUUUCCAAAACCUGGGAGUUCAAGAACAACAACGUAGCCGUGUACUCCAUCCAGGGCAGGAGGGACCACAUGGAGGACCGCUUCGAGGUGCUCACAGACAUCACCAACAAGAGCCACCCGUCCAUAUUCGGGAUUUUUGACGGUCAUGGUGGAGAGGCUGCAGCGGACUAUGUAAAGGCCCACUUGCCUGACACACUGAAGCAGCAGCUGCAGGCCUUUGAGAGAGAAAAGAGAGAAAGUAGUCUCUCUUACGCCAGUAUCCUCGAGCAACGCAUCCUGAGUGUGGAUCGAGAGAUGCUGGACAAGCUCUCUGCCAACCACGAUGAAGCAGGAACAACGUGUCUUGUAGCGCUGCUCUCGGACAGAGAACUCACAGUGGCAAAUGUUGGAGACUCUCGGGGCGUGUUGUGUGACAAAGAUGGGAACGCUGUUGCACUAUCACAUGACCAUAAGCCGUAUCAGCUCAAAGAGAGGAAGAGGAUAAAGAGGGCAGGAGGUUUCAUCAGUUUUAAUGGAUCCUGGAGAGUCCAGGGAAUCCUGGCCAUGUCUCGCUCUCUAGGAGACUACCCUCUGAAAAACCUCAACGUAGUCAUCCCUGACCCUGACAUCAUGACCUUUGACCUGGAUAAACUACAGCCAGAGUUCAUGAUCCUGGCGUCUGACGGCCUGUGGGAUGCUUUCAGCAAUGAGGAGGCUGUACGGUUUGUCCGCGAGCGUCUCGACGAGCCUCACUUUGGCGCCAAGAGCAUCGUCCUGCAGUCGUUUUACCGUGGCUGCCCCGACAACAUCACUGUCAUGGUGGUGAAGUUUAAAAGUGGAGCUGGGGGGAGUAGCAAGGCAGGGGAGUAGAUC